Messenger RNA from Panicum hallii, 654 nucleotides. RefSeq lists its product as uncharacterized. Lineage: Eukaryota; Viridiplantae; Streptophyta; Magnoliopsida; Poales; Poaceae. The transcript has a single exon. The coding region runs from base 89 to 316 and encodes 75 amino acids. The record is from RefSeq and is a predicted model, not a curated record.
CUCCGUCGCUAGCAGGUGCCCGGCCGGUGUCCUACUUCUCCGAUCGAGCUAGAGUGAGGGGCUGAGGACCGAGUGGAUAGCAAGGUCGAUGGCGGGGCCGGCGGCGGCGGCGCUGUGCGGGAAGGAGGAGAAGGUGCUGGGCGCGCAGAAGGCGCCAGGGAGCUGCCCGUACUGCGGCGGCGGGGUGGCGGCGACGGACGUGGAGGCCAAGUGGGUGCUCUGCUGCCUCCCGCUCUGCCGCAGGACCAAGCGGAGGUUCACCUGCACGGCCUGCGCCAGGCGCCUCGUCACCUACCCGGCCAUCCUGCACGACUAGCCAUGCCAGCAGCCGCCAGGAGGAGGAGAUAUGAUCCGCCGGGAUGAUCCUUCUCUUCGAUCGUUUCCUCUUCCCCCCGCGCCGUCGUCGUCUCUUCGUCCCCGGUCUCCAGAUGAAGCGAGGAGGAUGGUGGUGACCUGGUGAUGUGGUUUGGUCGGUCGACCGUUUUGGUAAGAACUCGGACUCUUUAUUUGGCAAGAUCACCGUUAGCGGCUCGAUUUCCAGUGUGGAUCGGACAUGCAUGUUCUUGCCCGUGGCUCAGUUUUUGCAAAGGUCUUGCAUCGAGCUCUUCGCUCUGCCUUUGCACAUUCCUUGCCGAUGGAUUGUUUGUUUGUUCA